AUGACAGCCACCAAACCGAUCGUCUUCAUCGGCGCCGCCGGCGAAAUGUGCCGCAUCGCAAUAGAGCGACUCGCCACGGCCACAAGCAAUCCCUUCAUUCUAUCCGACAUCAACCUCACUGCCUUGGAAGUGACUGCGGCAAAACUCCCCAAAGGUCGCGCUACAAUAGUCAAGCUCGAUCUGUUCGAUCGUCCAGCUCUAGUCAAAGCCAUUACCGGUGCUGCACUCGUCAUCCUCGGUGCAGGACCGUACAUCAAAACGUCAGAGCCGGUGCUUUCUGCCUGCCUUGAAGCCAAGAUCCCGUACAUGGACUACGACGACGAUGUGGAAAGUACACAGGCGGCAUUGGGCUUAUACGAACAGGCCAAGAAGAGCGGUAUACCAUGUUACAUUGGGUGCGGUGCCUCCCCUGGCAUGAGUAACGUCAUGGCCAUGGAUGUGACGAGGGACCUGGAUGUGGUGGAGGAGAUUGAGCUGUGCUGGCUUGUCGGUGAUGAGCGCCCAGCUGUUGGUAAAGCCGUUCUCGAGCAUUUACUACACAUUGCCGCUGGACCAUGCCUUACCUGGGUGGAUGGAAAGCCCAAGAUCAACGAGAGCUGGGUUGAGACAGGAUACGCGCCCAUGCUAGGCACCUCUGGCGAGACAUUUCUGCACGAAACAGCACAUCCUGAGCCAGUGACGCUUCCACGACUAUUCCCCAACGCCAGACGGAUUCGGUGCCUUGGCGGAUUAGGCCCAUCCCCCGUCAAUGGCAUAGCUCGUGGUCUAGGAAAGGCAGUCCGUUCAGGGGCAGUUUCACAAAAGGACGCCGUCGAAUUCUUAUACCAACUCACCACGCAGCCUCCAUCAACAGCCGGAUACGGCGAAGCUCUCGCCUCAUUCACUCAGCACUUCCGCGGCGGAGACAUCACCAUCAAAGAACUAUUCGGGCUCCUCGCCCACGCAACAAGCGCAUUCGAGCCAUGGCGCCACGCCCUCCUCGGCAUGUUUGAGCAGAUCUGGACCGGCGAAAGCACCGUCAGCGACGUAGCAGGCUAUCUAAUCUCCUCUGCACGGGGGCAGACGUACGAAAACCACAGCAGCCUGCUCGUGCGGGCGACGGGCACCCGCAAUGGCCAUCCUGCCGUGGCUGUUCGCCGGACGCCCAAAUCUGGCAGGGACGCGUUCCUGAGUAGGAACAUGGCUGCGUUGACGGGAACUGCUUGCGCGGCGUUUGCGGCCAUGGCGCUGGAGGAUGGGGUGAAGAGGACGGGGGUGUUUUGCCCGGAGGACUGGGCGGUGCCGGAGGUGUUUUAUAAGGCGUUGGAGAGGGUUGGGACGCCGGCGGAUGAGAUUGUUGAGAGGGUGGCUUGA
Messenger RNA from Pochonia chlamydosporia 170, 1353 nucleotides. RefSeq names its product saccharopine dehydrogenase domain-containing protein. Lineage: Eukaryota; Fungi; Ascomycota; Sordariomycetes; Hypocreales; Clavicipitaceae. The coding region runs from base 1 to 1353 and encodes 450 amino acids. The record is from RefSeq and is a predicted model, not a curated record. The transcript has a single exon.